Messenger RNA from Pelecanus crispus (Dalmatian pelican), 862 nucleotides. The record is from RefSeq and is a predicted model, not a curated record. Lineage: Eukaryota; Metazoa; Chordata; Aves; Pelecaniformes; Pelecanidae.
GGAUGAUCAUUUCAGUGUUAACAUUCAACCCCCUGUUGGAGAACUGCUUUUGCCUGUCACUAUGUCAGAGAAAGACUUUAAGAAGGAGCAAGGGAUGCUGACAGGAAUGAAUGAGACAUCUGCUACAAUAGCUGUUGCUCCACAGAACUCUACUAGACUUGUAAUAAUUGAGAGGGUAGUGAAGGCAGCAAACCUGGGUAUAGUCCCUUCUGGUCAAGAUAACAUACACAGGUUUGCAGCUAAGACUGUGCACAGUGGGUCACUGAUGCUAGUCACAGUGGAGCUGAAGGAGAGCUCUACAGCACAGCUCAUCAUAAACACUGAGAAAACCGUGAUUGGUUCUGUUCUGCUGCGGGAGCUGAAGCCUGUCCUGUCCCAGGGGUAACCUGCUUACAUCUGGACUUCAGAAUCUGGCACACAACAAAAGUGCCUGGCAUCCACUACUGCUGCCUUUCAUUUAUAAUAAUAGCCCUUCCAUCUGGCAGUGGGGGAAGAAUACACUCUUGACAUUCUUGUCUUCUGCUUUAGAAUGCUAGUGUGUAUCUAUCAUGUAUGCAAGUCCUUUCCUUUUUUUCUGCUUGCUAACCAAAGAACAUAUAUUUUACUGUCAGUUAUCUGCGCUUUUAAAUAUAUUUCCCAUUUGUUCUACCCUAGUCCUUCCCUCUCUGCUCCCUUCCCCCGUUACCCUUCUUCCCCAUCGGUUUUCCCCACUGUAGUGGACAAAUACUAGAUAAUAAAGUUCAAGGGAAAUCACACUGCUUGAAAAGUGAGUUAAAAUGGCAGGUAGGUUCUGGCAACAUAUACAACAGCUACGUGGUUCAGAGAGGUUUUGUUGCAUAAGUGUAAAAAUACAAUAGGUACA